AUGGUCAUCCUCAAACAACCGGAAAUCGGCGGCGCGGUACCAAGUCAUAUGGAUUCGACAUUCCUCUAUACUGAUCCACCCUCCGCUGUCGGGUUCUGGAUCGCGCUCGAAGACUGCACAAAGACGAAUGGGUGUCUGAGUUUUGUGCCGGGGUCGCAUCGGUGGGCGGCAGUGACGAAGAGAUUCGUGAGGCAGGGUGAGGGGACGGGGUUUGAGGAUGUGGAACCUGUCACGCCAAAUCGACCCGUGAUUCCGGAGAUGGAGAAGGUGAAGCCUGGCGGUGAGUUCGUGAUGGGGGAGAGUAAGGCUGGGACGUUGGUUUUGAUUCAUGGGAGUAUCCUUCACAAGAGCGAGAGAAACACAAGUCAAGACUCGAGGUGGAUCUACACGUUUCAUGUCAUCGAGGGCGAAAACGUAUAUGACAAGAAGAACUGGUUACAACCCGAGGAGGGUCAGGAGUUCACGAAGCUGUACGAUCAUGAGUAG
This is a messenger RNA of Saitoella complicata NRRL Y-17804, 486 nucleotides long. Its product is annotated as PhyH-domain-containing protein. NCBI's taxonomy places the organism in Eukaryota, Fungi, Ascomycota, Saitoellomycetes, Saitoellales, Saitoellaceae. The transcript has a single exon. Bases 1 to 486 code for a protein of 161 amino acids. The record is from RefSeq and is a predicted model, not a curated record.